This is a messenger RNA of Eucalyptus grandis, 372 nucleotides long. RefSeq names its product G-type lectin S-receptor-like serine/threonine-protein kinase At2g19130. Lineage: Eukaryota; Viridiplantae; Streptophyta; Magnoliopsida; Myrtales; Myrtaceae. Gene Ontology annotation, biological process: protein phosphorylation. The record is from RefSeq and is a predicted model, not a curated record. Bases 1 to 372 code for a protein of 123 amino acids. Gene Ontology annotation, molecular function: ATP binding; protein kinase activity. The transcript has a single exon.
AUGCUGUUGGAUUCAGAACUCGAACCACAGAUUGUUGAUUUCUGCCUUGCGAAACUCAUGGCACGGGAAGUCAGCAGCGUCAUUACCACCGUGAGGGGAGCCAGAGGGUACCUCGCUCCAGAAUGGAUUUUGGGGAGGAGCCAUCACAUCGAAAGUCAACAUUCUCAGUACGGAAAGCUGCUCUUUGAGAUCAUAUCGGGAAAGAGAAACAUCGAGGAGCUGAACAGUGAUAUACGCGAUUAUCUACCGCUCCAGGUAGACAAUUCAGUAGCCAGAGGAGAAGUAGUCUUGCCACUCGUGGACCGCAGAUUGAACGGACGGGUGGAGAUGGAAGAAUUGUGCAGAGCAUGCGAAGUGGCUUGCUGGCAUUAA